This is a messenger RNA of Asterias rubens (European starfish), 3319 nucleotides long. RefSeq lists its product as uncharacterized. Gene Ontology annotation, cellular component: SCF ubiquitin ligase complex. Gene Ontology annotation, molecular function: protein binding. Gene Ontology annotation, biological process: SCF-dependent proteasomal ubiquitin-dependent protein catabolic process. The transcript is spliced from 12 exons. NCBI's taxonomy places the organism in Eukaryota, Metazoa, Echinodermata, Asteroidea, Forcipulatida, Asteriidae. The record is from RefSeq and is a predicted model, not a curated record. The coding region runs from base 209 to 3286 and encodes 1025 amino acids.
UCCAUUGACUAAACAAAAAAUGUGGCUAAAAUGUUUACAAUACAAACAUAGCUAUCUUAGCUAGACACUGACUGAGUGACUAGUGGUGGUGAAAAGGGGUAAUCACCCAUGGAGGUAGUUAAUCCACCAAAAGUCCAUGUAAAGUUGAUGUUAUCAUCUCUACCUGCAUGACUUGAAUCGGUGAAAGGUAAAAUUUGACGGCACCAAGAUGUCAGCAGUGGUCUCACUCAAUCACAUGGCGUCAGCCGUCGUUGUGCGCACUCUACUCGACCACAGUGACCGCCACUCCCCUGACUGCAAGAUCAAGGCCCAAUCACUUAUCUCCAAAUUGACCACGAAUCUCUACACAGCUGUCACUAAGGACCUUCUCAAUCUCUUUGUGGAGAGCUAUCCCAGACAGUUUCCUGCCUACCUGCUGCCUGUGCUAGCUCCGCCCCAUUUGAGGUCGUUGAACCUCAAGCAGAGCUGUGUCUUGGAGGAGGACGCCGGAACGGAAUACAAGUUUCUCAAGGAGACGCUUAAGAAGUGCAGUAAGCUUCAGUAUCUAGAACUCGACGGCUGUAACCUGGGGAUCCCCAUGAUGCUUUGUGAUGUCAUUACCCAACAUGCACCACAACUCACUUCACUGUCCUUUGAGGGUUGCCGUGAUGUAUCAAAUAAAUUUGUCCAGAAAUUGCUUAAAGGUCUCCAGCACCUCACCCAUCUGAAUCUAUCGGUCUGUUCGGAGGUUACAGAUAACGUCUUUGCACUGUCCGAAACCCAAGGCCUUCUUGAAGACAGAACAGGACGGCAAGACCAAGUCACUGGUGGAUAUAACUUGAGUAGUGUGGAUCUAUCAGGCAAUCAGCAGCUUACAAGUACUUGCAUUCGUCACUUGACCGAGCUGUGCGGUCCAAGACUACGAUGCCUCAAUGUGUCGGCCACACAGAUGGAUUGCACCAUUCUGUGGUUUCUGUCUGGCUACAGCCUGUCGACGGCCGUACAGCUCGCCGCCGAAGCCAACAAGUCCAUCCUGGAUCCCGGCUCAGUAGACGGUAUCACGCUGGCUCAGCUCAUCACGGAGUUCAGAGUACUACAAGAAAGACUGAAGAACAUUCAGGAUGAAGAAGGCCACACGGUGGAUGACCGGGGAGGAGAAAACGAAGCGGCAGAGGGGGAGGAGAGGGAGAUGGACAAAGAUGGGGGAGACGAUUCUGGAGAGGAUUUGGGAAGAAUCAUGGAAGAGCAAAAGCAGAACGUUGACCCUGAGGUGGCCUCGGUAUUGGAAGAUGGUCACCCUUGUAGCGAUGCAUUACAGGAUGAUCCAGGGAACCAUGGAGUAUUAACACUGUUGCAGGACGGUACUUUCGUCCAAGAUAUAGAACAUUUAGAGAUACUGGAGUUUCAGGAUGCAACCAAAGUACAGAAUGCUGCCGGGAUUGUAGGAGAAGUUAUGACUGAGGGUUGUAGAUUAGAUGUUAGAACCGAAGAUGUUUCUUCAGAUGCUGGAGAUGAAUUUAGUGAUGUCUUGAGUGGUUAUGUUAAUGAUGUUAUCAAUGACUGUAGGAUGGCUUUAAUGCAUGAGAAGAAUUUUCAAAAAGGCUCAACUGGAGCGCAAGAACCGACUGGUGAUGAUAUUGUCCGAUUCACAAACCAUGAGAGAAUGGAUGAUGUUCAUAGCAUCUGUACUUGUUCCGCCCACGAUUGCAAGAAGGGUAAGGAAGGCUUCGGACUGAGCUGGGCCAAGCCCAGGGAACGUUGUCUGCAGUGCAAUAUGGUUCAGGGGUCUAGGAGGACUAGCAACCAACCUGAAGAUAAUCGUCUUGAGGAGGUAAAGAGUACCUUAUGGAGACCAAACAGGAAGGGUUCGCCAAAACCUCAAGAAUUCCAGUCGGACAGUGAAAUUAAAUCUGCAGGUUUGGAAUGUGCACCAGAAGUGUCAAGCUCUUUAACUGAAGGAGAUAUGAAAGAGGAACUUACAUGUAGUAGGCAUUCCUCGUCUGAGGUAGAGGCAAAUGAUACUAAUGCUGGUGAAUGCAAAUCAUGUCCAACCGAUUCGACCAAUGACAAUGCCUGUAUUAAAACAUCAACCAAUGACAAUGCCUGUAUUAAAUCAUCAACCAGUGAAACCUUGGAUGAUCUUUCGUCGACCAAUGAAAUGCCGGAUGAUCACUCGUCGACCAAUGAAACGCCACAUAAUCACGCAUCGACCACAUGGAGGCGGCUGUACAAACCCUGUAUGACGUCUCUGGAUAUCGGCACCAUCGACUUUGACGCUACUCUGGUGGAGACUUGUCUGAAGGAGUUUUUCGUAGCCAAUAAGGAGUUGAAGAAGUUGACAGUGUCUUGGAAAGAGCUGACGGAUCCGAUGCUCGGCAUCUUGGCUGGGGGAGCGUCCAAAUUGCAAUCUCUGUGCCUGUAUGACUGCAGCAGUUUAACAAGCUUGGGUGUGGCCAAUCUGAUGUAUGAGUGUACGAACCUAAAACAGCUUGACCUUCAAGGUGUCUGUUACAUCAAAGAUUUGGCUUUAACUCCAGUGUUCUUCAAGGAUAACUCAUGCCAACUAGAGAGCAUCAAACUAUCAGAGACAAACAUAAGCGACUCUACGCUGUCUCGUAUUGCCAAUCAUCUCGGAAGACAGAUCACCACGUUAGAGGUUUCAUGGUGCGAGGAGAUCGGUGACAAAGGACUUGCGGAGAUCGCCAAGCACUGCGCCAGUCUGGAGACACUGACGCUACGACAGUGCCCAACAACACCAUCUACCCUAAUGUCUCUAGCCUGGAACUGCCAGGGGUUAAGUACACUGAACAUGUCUGGAGUGGAGUCGUUGACCGACGGGGUGGUGCAGGCUAUGAUGCCCAGUUUAAGACUGAUGAAGAAGCUGGAUAUGAGCUGGAACUCAGAAUUGACAGACGUGGCCGUAUCCUGCGUGAUGUCAUGCUGCCCUCUCAUGGUGGAGCUGUUCUUGAUGGGCCUGAAGCGCAUCACAGAAAAACCAUUCAUGCCAUUGAUAUCAGAGUUAUCAAGGUGGCAGCGCUGCAAGAAACUUAUCAAACUAAAGAUGAAAGAGAGAUUGCUCCUCAACAUGCUCGGAGACGAACAUUUCUCAAGUGAUGAGGAAUAUGAAGAUCUGGUAGCCCCAAAGCGAUCAACGAGCUACACCCCUUGCCUCCGAGUCCUUGAGCUUCAGUACUGUGAUCGUGUUAACGACGAUCUCCUCGCUGAAUUAGUGGCAAUCUGCAUGGGGACACUCUCCGUCGUCGACUACUACGGAAUGCAGAUUAAACCAAAGCUACUGCGCCACUGACACUAAUGUGGUUGCUUUUGUAUCAAAUGUUGG